AUGUUACUUGGAACCAGGCCUAACACGCAACAUCCUCAAACUAGCUCUAAGAGAAAGUCAACAGACGUUGAUGAAUUGUUCGAUAUAGAGCAUUUUCCACCAGUAUCCGAUAAUUACUGGGAGGACCAGAGCCAGUAUGAUCUUGGACUAUAUGCAGUUCGUCAAAUGGACGUUUCUCCAGCCUCGGUCUCUGAUAGCCCAACGGCAGCCUCUUCGAGUGUUUCUGAGCCAAAUGACAUUGAGGCCUCGCCCAGAGGAAAAAAGCUUCCCUGUGAGGAAGAGCUUGAGAACUCCCUCGCAUAUCCUUUUGAGGGAACUAAUAAUGUCGGAGCGGUUGGAUUGGACGAUAUUUUAAGUCUUCUCAAACCGGAAACCUUUAACUGGGCAGAUGAUGUCGAGGAUUCUGUUGAGUCCGAAAUGGAUGAUCUGAACAAUACACCACUGCUCUUUGUGGUAGAUUCUAUCGUCCCACCAAAUUCCUGCGACCCAAAUGCCGUGUCGAAAGAUGGCUUCGAUAUCCAGCCGAGAGUCGAGGAAGCCGAAGUGCAAGAUAUCGAUAUACUUUGGUACUACACUCCACGAGUUCUUCCUAUACUGCAUAGCCCAGAGAUCACAGCGUCGAAUCUAACUCAAUGUCAAUUCACGGGGAAGCUACUAUUCGGGGUGGAUUCCAAAGCGAAACGGGAAAUGACGCGGCAGAUCGAUCUAGUAAAGAACUGUCCCAACAUCCAUCACUUUAACUGGCUCGGGAACGCCGUGAUGGAACGCAGCUACACGUCUCCAGAAGUGUCACUAUUCGUCAUUGUGUCUCCGCCAAAGCCUCUAUUCUCAGAGCGUUUAAUGCGUCAAGCCGUAACGCUUUGGCAAGCAAUGAAGUUCGUGGAUCCCAUCCUCUAUCGUGGUGACUGGAAAGACUUGAAAUUUUCAGGGCGGGAGUUGUUGAAAGCCAUCACCGGUCAAACGUUCCAAUUCUACACUCCGGCAGGCACAUGGCAACAUGACACACCCCACCCUGACAUCCAACAACCGAUCGUUGACCCAUCGAACCCACAGUUCUAUGCCAGCGAGAAAGGGCUCCCGCUCAACGGAUGGUUGAGUGCGUUUACCAGUAAGAAAUAUCUCGAUCUAGCCAAUGAACUGUCUGAAUCGAGGGACACGGGAAGACGCAGACGCAAGCCGUUGUCCAGAAGAUCACCUCUUCAGCAAUGUAUCGCGAUAGAUUACGUAUUUUACACACCUAACGACAAGUCGGAGAAUUCCAGCGUUCUCGAACGACACUCCCAAGCCCCAGUCGCUGGACAUUUUAACGACCCCUCUCCUGCCUCGAAGAAGCGUCCCACACUAACGAGCCCUCCGCCGGUAGAAGCUGUCUACUGGCCGUAUGCCUCUCGAGUCCAUGCCGAUACGGACUUUGAACCAGCAGAUCCUCUGUGCCCAAAUUUCCAUGCAUUAGUGUUGGCCAAUUACCUCUUGAUCGCGUUGCUAGAUAUUUGGCACGGAAUGGAAUCUAUUGCCGUCCCAUGGGAUGGCUCGCGAUUAGUCGCAGCCAAAGACGGAUACGUUGAUGGAUCGUUAUCAUCACACCUUCCAAUCGAUGAUAACAGUGAUAAAGCUUCGGAAUCGUCCAGUGCGAGCUUCAGCAGAAUAGCUUCGCGCAGAAUCGAAAAGUUUCAGUUUCAAUUUCGUGACGGCAUGCCACUUUCCCGGACAUUCACGGAGCCGCACCAAGAAGGAAGGAUUCGAAAUCGCUCUGACACAAUCACUUUGCUUGGAACUGCCUACCAGGACCCUGUGAAAGACGUACCUUCUCCACCGCUGCCAGUUCAAGAUUACACGGUUGAAAAUCUCAAGGACAGGCUCAUAUAUGUAGACCGUAUUCUGCGAAACAAGCAAAGGAAGCCAUCCCCAAUCGGAACCAGAGCCUUACAGAUAUACAAAGACGCCUGCGUACGACUUCUUGACCUUGAGAAAGAGGAAGGGGAUUUGAAAGCUGCCAAAGAUAUAUGGCGGACGACAUUAAAAACAUACGAUAAAUCGCUCUAUAAUGCUCCUUGUCUGCAAGUGGCUUGCUCAUCCGACGCUCAAACCCUACAAGAUAGGUUAAUCAGCCUUCAAAAAGAUUUAUUCUAUGCUAGGUACGCAGAUAUUUUCGCAGAGCUUUGCAUACAACCGGAGCCAGGAUUUGGGGCAGUCGAAAAAUCAUACUGGAUUGAGGUUUACCGGAAACUUCAGGUAGAAGACAAUCCCUCCUACCAACGUGUGUUCAGUGGCCUACAAAGCCACCACGCAAAUCCGACGCACCUAGCCAUAUAUCGAGCUUGGAACAGGAUCGGAUUCAGUCGCAAUGAUGUGGUUCAAACUAUACACAGUUAUGUCACGAGAAAGGACCGAAAGCAUAUGAACAUUUUCCCCCUGAUAAAAAGUGGAAAAUUCGAUGACCUUAAAAAACAGCUCUAUCAUGACUCGUCUAUCAUCCCUCUUCUCAUUCACGAGAGUGAUUGGAAACUGAUCAGGCUUCUCAGCCGGGUCGUACAGUCCCUAACGGAUCUCUGGUUCGACCGCGGCAAAAUUGAUCCCGAAAACUAUCAAUUGUGGAGAUAUACGAAAGCUCUUAGCACUUUGUAUAGGCAGCUCCGCGGAGAGGAUUAUUCUGUUCCACAAAAGCAGUUAGCUUGCGAUAUUGCGAAGAAGAUUCGAAAGCGAUUACGGGACCUAGAGGACGAAGAAAAAGCCAUAGAGGGUCUUUCCAUAACCAUCGGACCGUUGCGCCCAUCAGGGAAUAAAAGGGCCAAAGCAGCAAUGGCUUUCUCGGUAUCGCAACUCCACGCAGAACGGGGUCGUGCUAUGAAGAUGACGGCAGAUUGGAAUAAUAUCAUGAACCUUGUACAUGCCGCAGAAGAUACAUUGAACUCCGCCUUUGGAAAGUAUUACGAACCCACUUCUUCUCUAGCGAUUAUACCAGAACUUGCUUCAGAAAGGUGA
This is a messenger RNA of Histoplasma capsulatum G186AR, 2982 nucleotides long. RefSeq lists its product as uncharacterized. The record is from RefSeq and is a predicted model, not a curated record. NCBI's taxonomy places the organism in Eukaryota, Fungi, Ascomycota, Eurotiomycetes, Onygenales, Ajellomycetaceae. The coding region runs from base 1 to 2982 and encodes 993 amino acids. The transcript is spliced from 5 exons.